Molecule: messenger RNA, 1578 nt
Organism: Zychaea mexicana
Lineage: Eukaryota; Fungi; Mucoromycota; Mucoromycetes; Mucorales; Lichtheimiaceae
Exons: 4
Coding region: 46-1578 (510 amino acids)
Biological process (GO): protein insertion into mitochondrial outer membrane
Cellular component (GO): mitochondrial outer membrane translocase complex
Molecular function (GO): protein binding
Source: RefSeq, a predicted model, not a curated record
ACACUUUUCCUGCAACGAUACAUAAAUCAAUAAGUGUUGAUUCCAAUGAGCCGACCCCAAAACAGACGUGGUCCUGCGAAACCAAAAAACGAAAAACCGAAGAAAAAGGCCAAAGAUCCUGAAACAUUUGACGAUUUCCUUACAGAGGGAAUCGCGUUUGAGGAACAAGGUGAACGAUAUCGAGAAGGUGACCGUGCGCAGCGCAAUUAUGAGCGAGCAGCAACUAUGUACGGCAAAGCUCAUUCCUUGAACGAUCAAGACGCGGACUGUCUUUACAACUGGGGACGCGUGCUGUAUAUCCUGGUUGGAUUCUAUCCUGCUCAUACAGUACCCGAGGAAAAACUAAAGACGUUGGACGAGGCGAUUGAAAAGUUUCGACGUGCAUUAACGCUGGAUGGUAACAAGACAGAUGCUCAGUAUAAUCUUGCACAAGCUUUACAUCUGCGCUCGGAAAUCCUGCAAGACACGACCGAGAUAGAUAAUCAGUACAUGCAAUCGGCUAUGGCGUUGCAGGAAGCAAUUUCGCUAUUCGAGGCUGUUUACAGCCUUCAGGAAAAGGAUUUUGACGAUCAAAAUAACGCCGGCGAAGCACAAACCGAAGAACACAAUGAGGCACACCACGACCACGUAUACCACGACGACCAUAAGCAUGAUGACAAACAAGAUAAAGUAGCGACGCAACCUGAUGAAUUUGCAACAGUGACCGAAGUUGAGCCUACUACCGCUUAUUCCCUGAUUGAGACACUAGUAUCCAUGUCCGAUACAAUGACAACCAUGGCAGCCAUGCUUGCAUCAUACCAGUCGUCCAUCGACUUGUUCAGCAAAUCGCGUUCCAAGCUUGGUAUUGCCGAGAAGUGGCUCGCAGGCACAUCGGAAGACGACAAGGAGCACAAGCAAGCACGCAUCCAAAUCAACCUAAAAGAAGCCCAGAACUUUUCAGCACAAGCAGAACGAUCGUUUUUGGCAUCAAAACGCGUCGACCAUGAUCUAUUCCAACAAGCCAUCGGUCGACUAGACGAGGUCAUUCAACAGCUCGAUCCUCGACACGUUGAAACCAUGUGUGAUCGAGGAGAUGUGCUCGGGUCUUAUGCCGAAUUAAUAACAAAAGAAGAAGGCGGGAAGCCAACUGCAGAUGUAUGGCAUAACUACGCACAAGCGGACAAGUCUUUAAAAGCGGCACUGCAGAUCGAAAGCAAGAACUUGAGUAUAUUAAACAAGCUUGGCGACUUGAGUAUAGCUCGGGCACGACUUGAUCUUCCGGUGGCCCAGCGGAACAAGGCGCAGUUAUUAAAAAACGCCGAGUUCUAUUUCAAGCAAGCAGUGGACACGGAUCGUCAAGUGCUAACAAGCGGGUAUAUUGGAUGGGCGUACAGCGCAUGGGCACUUGAGGAAUGGGCACAAGUUGCUGACAAGAAGAAGGCUGCAGCAAAGAUCAUAACUUUGUGGCUUGGACGAGGAGGCUCUGCUGAAAUGUUUGGAGAUAUUACUGAAGACACUGAAACAGUAGAUUCCAAGUUCAUCGAAUGGGUCAACGAGGAGUUCUUUGAAGAAGAGGAGGGUAGCAGCGAGGAAGAGUAA